Messenger RNA from Talaromyces atroroseus, 1161 nucleotides. RefSeq lists its product as hypothetical. NCBI's taxonomy places the organism in Eukaryota, Fungi, Ascomycota, Eurotiomycetes, Eurotiales, Trichocomaceae. The transcript has 4 exons. The coding region runs from base 1 to 1161 and encodes 386 amino acids. The record is from RefSeq and is a predicted model, not a curated record. Gene Ontology annotation, cellular component: endoplasmic reticulum.
AUGUGGCACACCCUGAAGCUUCUUUCCUGUCUGGCGGCAGUAGCUACUGCGUCGUCUGCGCCGGCGUCUGACGGAGCCAUAUUCCUAUUUGAUGCGAAACAAGAUGUCGGUCUCCAGGGCCAAGGUUCUAUCCAUGAGGACGCUGCCAGGCUGUUAUUGCAGCAACGAAUGCAAUCGACUCAGACCACACCUAGCACAGCCCUGGUAGAACCUAUCGUACAGCUACUGGAUAAUUUCGGCGGAUACCAGUACAAUCUCUUCCAAGAAGCAGAUAGCAGGAAUCAGCAAAAACUCCUUGUUGUGGUCGAAGGUCUUGUGAAUGGUUCUUCUGCCACACCUCAAGAAAACCCGACUGCUCAUCUUCAUGUCUCUCAGAUGUCUUCCGAUUUCAUCGAUAGAUUUAUUGCGGAGAGUAUCUCCGAAACCGACGGGUUCUAUUCUUCGGGCUGGAAACAUUGCGAAUACGAAGUUACGGCGGAUCAAGCAUCUAGCAGCGAGCAUCCCAUUUUCAUUGGAUCUCCCAAAUCCCCGAUGACUGGAUUGUUUGACGGCCUGCCUUUGUCGUCACUCGAGGCGUGGUCCGAUACCACUGGUUCCAAGGAGAUUUUGAGACUAUCGUUCAAAGAGCAAGCGGACCUUUCAACAGCGACGCAACUAUUGACUACACUCUCUAAGAUGUUCGAUUACGAGGAACGCACCAUCGUUCUCGUUUCUCAACCCAAAUCCAGCAACAAACACACCACGAAUAAUCAUUAUUCCGUCAAAUCUGUCCCUCACGUCCAAUCCCGCAGAAGCCAAAUUGACGACAUACCAUCCACCCUCCUACCAGUAUGCCACAGCACCAACACCUCUUGCACCAGUGCCACAAACAGCUGUUCAGGCCACGGAUCAUGCUACCUCAAAGCGGGAGAUUGCUACGCAUGCAAAUGCCACAAGACAACCGUUCGAACCGCCGAUGGCAGCAUUCGCACUGUCCAAUGGGGUGGCCCAGCCUGCCAGAAGGAAGAUAUUAGCACGCAGUUUUUCCUCAUUGGAACCAUCACGGUCCUUGCGAUCUUGGCUGUUGCCGGUGGAAUAAGUAUGUUGUUUAGCGUUGGUCAGGAGGAACUGCCCAGCGUUAUCAGUGCGGGUGUUAGCUCAGUGAGAGCUCCUACUAGGUAA